This is a messenger RNA of Melampsora larici-populina 98AG31, 933 nucleotides long. RefSeq lists its product as uncharacterized. NCBI's taxonomy places the organism in Eukaryota, Fungi, Basidiomycota, Pucciniomycetes, Pucciniales, Melampsoraceae. The coding region runs from base 38 to 688 and encodes 216 amino acids. The transcript is spliced from 8 exons. The record is from RefSeq and is a predicted model, not a curated record.
AAUUCGAUCUCAUUUUCUUCAUCUCUUAGUCUUCUCAAUGAUGACUUACGAAAACCACAAUAUCAUCAUAAAACCAUCUAGUCUUCAUAUUGGCCCAGGUGCCUCAAGAAUUUUGGAUUUCAAUGCCGUGACCAAAGGAGAGCUUGACGAGGAUUAUCAAAAAUUCUUAAAUCAUCCUAGACUUGAGUCUAGAGGGAUAAAUGAUCAAGAAGCGCCUAAAGCGAAACUUCAGGCGACAAACAGAAAGAAUUGUAGCGAUCCGAACUUGAGGCGUAAUUAUGUACAAGCUCAACAAAGAGUCUUCGAUUUUAACUCUUCAAUCAUGCAAGGGGGGAGCAUAGCACCAGAAGGACAUAUAACACAAGAGGAGAAUAUAAACCAAGACCAAAGUUUGGGAGGUAAGUUAGGAUGGCUAGGUAAAAUGACGCCUAUCAUGAACAAAAGCUUGAUGAGGGCAGUGGUUUUUUGUGGCAAUGAAGAUGAUUUUUUGGAAACAAGUGAUAGAGAAUCGAAUGUUCUACCCAGAGGAGAUCUCGAUGAGGAUUACAACAAUUUUAUAAAUGAUGCAGACCUUGAAUUCGGAGGAUUAAGUGAUCCAAAAGCGCGUGAUGCAAAACUUGAACAGCCGAGGAAGUUCUCAUUGAGUGGACCUGGCUUGAGAUACACUUCUGUAAACCCCCAUAUAUAAUGAUCAUGAACCGAAGAAUCAGAUUUUUUGGAGGCAAAAAGAUGAUGGAAUUUGGUCUGUGACUCGAUCAAGACGUGAUGUGAAGAUGACGUGGAGCUUGAUCAUUUUGUGCUGGUCCGCUACACCAGGUGAAAGGGAUGAACAUCUCGAAAUACAAUCCUCAAAAGUCAAAGAUGGACUUCAAUUAAUUUGUAAAGCUCACCCGGUGAUAUGGAGUUUUGAAUAUGUUUGGUGAAAGAUGACUG